Paraglomus brasilianum is the source of this 3237-nucleotide messenger RNA. Lineage: Eukaryota; Fungi; Glomeromycota; Glomeromycetes; Paraglomerales; Paraglomeraceae. The record is from the annotation of a GenBank genome assembly.
AUGUCAUUCUAUACGCAAUUGACUGCUCUAGUCCCGACAAUUCUUUCAUAUUUGCCCCAUGUUCUCCUCACCAUUAUUCUUCUAUAUGUAAUCAACUUUUACAUAUCUUACAUCAACCGAGAAAACCCUCUUCCCGGUCCCAUUCCUCUUCCUAUUAUCGGUAAUAUUCAUAGAAUGGCAGAUGCUUACACAUUUGCCAAUGCAAUGCAUGAACAAUACGGGGACAUCUUUGAAUUCUAUAUUGGUAGCAGGCGUCUCAUAAUGCUUAAUAGAGUUGAUCUGGGAGAGAAUAACAUCCUUAGACAGUCGAUUAAAUCCAACAACUACUUUCUCAGAGAUGCAUCGUUGAGUCAGGGAUGGGAGGAGUUGGGCUGGACGAACAGGGGUGUGCUUGGAAACCGUUCGAUUACGGGUUGGCUGUUCAACAAAAAGUUGUUGAGCCAUUGCUUGAAUUCCACAAAAUACUUUAAGGAGAGUGUCAACGGUAUCCAGCAAAUAUUUUCAGAAGCGGAAGAGUAUUGGAAGGAUCUUGGUGAUAGUAAACCUCUUGAAUUCACAGAAUGGAUACAUUGCUUGAUCGUAGAUACGCAAAUAAAAUUGAUCACUGGUCAAACGACCUACUCUCUCUCUUCAUACUACAACUCUCUCCUUCCUCCUCACCUCAAAAAAUCUUUAUCUCAUCAAUCACUGGAAGACUAUUCCAAAUUCAUAUCGCAUCUGCUCGCCUGGCCUCCAACAGGACUAUUUUUUUACUUCAUCCCACCGUUUAUUAGACAUUACGUCCCAGGCGUCAGGCAUAUUGCUGAAUGGUUGAAAAGGAGGCUUAAAUGGCUCGAGAACGAAGUGGCAAAGAUCGUGCGUGAGAAAAAGAAAACGAUUGAGAAUAUGGACAAUGAUGAGGCGCUGGAGGUCAAUUUAUUAACAAUGUUGUUAACUAUCAAUACGGAAAGAGAUAACAAUAAGUUUAAAAUGGAUAAUAUUGAGAGGCCGUUUAGCGAGGAAGAAAUUGUCGAAUUGCUCAUUGAAGUGUUUGUUGCCGCAGUUGAUACGACUACGAGCACACUCUGUUUUCUAUUCUACUGUGUCUGCAAACAUCCCGAAGUCAAAUCUCGUCUUGUUGCUGAAAUCGACGCGGCCCUUUCCUCUCAGGACAAUAAUCUUUUUUAUGACUCACUCACGACUCUCUUCCCAUACACUAACGCUGUGAUGAAAGAGUCUGCUCGCAUGAUGACUGUAGUUCCAUUAUCAGCUCAAGUCGCCUUAGAGGAUGACGAAUUCGCUGGAUACAAAUGGAGUGCGGGUACAGCAGUCGCUGUCAACUAUGGCGUCAUACAUAGACACAAAGCAUAUUGGAAGGAUCCCGAGAUAUUUAGGCCUGAGAGAUUUUUGGACGAAAAUAGGGACGAAUUAGAACCAAAAGCGUUUAUGCCUUUCGGUGGGACAGUAAAGUCGUGUCCGGGUAAACUAGUUGCUGAGAGGAUGGUCAAAACUCUUGUUAUACUGUUGUUUUCAAAGUUCGAAGUUGAGUUAUGCGAACCGGAUAAGGAGAUCACUAGCAUAGCAACUAUAAUUAAACAGGCGUCGACGCCUAAACAACUAAUCACCACAAUGUCGCUCUAUACGCAAUUAACUGCUCUAGUUCCAAUAAUCUUCUCACAUCUUCCUCAUAUUCUCCUUACCGUCAUUCUUCUAUAUGUAACCAACUUCUACGUCUCCUAUGUCUACCGGGAAAACCCUCUUCCUGGACCCAUCCCUCUUCCUAUAAUCGGCAACCUCUACCAUAUGUCAGAUAUGUACAAAUUUCUGGUCGCAAUGCAUAAACAACACGGAGAUGCCUUUGAAUUUUAUGUGGGCAAUAAGCGGAUUGUCAUGCUUAAUCGGGCUGAUUUGGCAGAGAACAACGUUCUUAGGCAAUCAAUUAAAUCCAACUACUUUGUUCGGGUCACAUCGGCAAGUCAGGGGUGGCAAGAGCUAGGUCUCACAGAAAAGGGACUGUUUUCAAAUACGAAAUUGAAAAAUUGGGCCUUUAACAGACGCUUUUUGAGCCAUUGCUUGACUUCGGCCAAAUACAUGAAAGAGAUUUUUGAUGUUGCCCACAACCGAUUUUUAGAGGCCGAAGAGUAUUGGAAAGAGCUUGGUGACAAUACACCUUUAGAAUUCACAAAAUGGAUGCAUUGCAUGACUGUAGACACGAAAAUUAAAAUAAUAACUGGCGAGCAAACUUAUGCUCUCCCUACAUACGCCAAUUCUCUCCUUCCGCCUCACCUCCAAAAACCUCUUCCCCAAUCGUCCAUCCAAUCUUAUUCCGAAUUUGUCUCUCAUCUUCUCUACAGAUCUUCGAUUGGAAGAUUCUUUUACACGACUCCACCAUUUUUUAGACACUAUGUUCCAGGCUUUAAGCAGAUUGCAGCGCGAAUGAAGGCGAAAGUAGCGUGGCUUAAUGAGGAGGUGAAGAAAAUUGUAAGAAAUAAGAAGCAACUCAUUGAGAGCAUGGACGACAAGCAGGAGUUGAAGAUAGACUUGCUGUCGCUGAUGUUGACUACCAACACAGAGCGAGAUACAAAUAGAAUUAAAGCGAGUGAGUUUGAGGAACCAUUGAACGAGGACGAGAUCGUUCAGAUACUCAUUGAAGUGUUUUCUGGCGGAAUUGGUACAAUAACAAACGCCCUCUGCUCCACGGUUUAUUACAUCUGCAAACAUCCAGCCGUUAAAUCUCGCCUCAUCUCGGAAAUCGAUGCUACACUGUCCGCCGAUGACGGCAUCCUCUCCUACGACUCUCUCACAACGCUUUUCCCAUACGCGAACGCAGUGAUGAAAGAGGCUGCUCGCAUAUUUGCUGUUGUUCCAUUAUUAAUUCAAAUAGCCUCUGAAGAUGAUGAAGUUGCCGGAUACAAAUGGCGCGCUGGUACGGCGAUUGGUGUCAAUAUCGGAGUCAUUCACAAACACAAAGCUCAUUGGAAGGAUCCAGAAACAUUUAGACCUGAGAGAUUUUUGGACGAAUGCGGCGAUGAGAUAAAACCAAGAACGUUCCUACCUUUUGGUGGGACAAUGAGGGUGUGUCCAGGUAGAGUUGUAGCUGAGAAACUGAUGAAGACUUUUAUUAUCUUGUUGUUUUCAAAGUUUGAGGUUGAGUUAUGUGAACCAGAUAAGGAGUUAGAAUAUGCCUUUACAAUAGCCAACACUUGCAAAGAGUUGAAUGUUUAUUUAAAGGCUAGAAAUACGGAACAAAAGGUGUAG